Messenger RNA from Penaeus indicus, 3085 nucleotides. Its product is annotated as aminopeptidase N-like. Gene Ontology annotation, molecular function: zinc ion binding; metalloaminopeptidase activity; peptide binding. Gene Ontology annotation, cellular component: cytoplasm. The transcript is spliced from 17 exons. The coding region runs from base 59 to 2908 and encodes 949 amino acids. Lineage: Eukaryota; Metazoa; Arthropoda; Malacostraca; Decapoda; Penaeidae. The record is from RefSeq and is a predicted model, not a curated record. Gene Ontology annotation, biological process: peptide catabolic process; proteolysis.
GUGAAGGGCAUUUGCAACCUCCAGCGUGCGUUGCUCUGUCUCAUCCGCCAAGCGCCUCAUGCGUAUCGAAAGGAUGCUGCUGUUUGUUCUACUCGUUCUAAGUCGCAGUACCCUAGGGUUACCUAAUGUUGAUGCGAUCACUGUCCCACCUUGGGUAUCUACAGAAAGUCAGCCAGCAAUAACCAGUGUACCGGUAACUACAAGAGAGAAAGCUGAUGACUUGGGCAUACGAUUGCCUAGCUCCUUGAAACCACUCCAUUACCUGGUCAAACUCCAACCCUUUAUCAAUGGCAACUUUAGCAUCUUCGGCUACAUGGAGGUGGAGAUGGAGGUGCUGGAACCGACCUCCAAAAUCACGCUCCACAUGGCCGACAUCAUCACUAAAAAUGACACAGUAAUGUUGUCCACUGUGGGCCAAACGCCAGGCCGAGAUCUGUGGAUCAAGAAGCACGAGUACGAUCAUGAUCGUCAGUUUUAUAUCCUCCAUUUGACGAGAGAGCUACAGAAGGGGAGAAAAUACGUGCUCUCCAUGGAGUAUCUUGGCUAUAUCAAUGAUAAGCUGCACGGCUUCUACAGAUCGACCUACAAGGAUGUUGACGGCCACACAAGGAACGUGGCUGUGACACAGUUCCAGCCCACCGACGCCCGUAAAGCCUUUCCUUGCUUCGAUGAGCCCGCACUGAAGGCAACCUUUGAAAUUCACCUCGCAAGGGAAUCUUGGAUGACGAGCCUCUCCAACAUGCCCAUCGCCGAAACUCUGCCUGUCAUCGGACAAGAGGGCUGGGUGUGGGACCGAUAUGAGAAGAGCGUCCCCAUGUCCACCUACCUCGUCGCCUUCAUCGUGUCGGACUUCGCUCACGCCAGGACCAUAGUGAAAGGCAACGUAUUAUUUCGAGUGUGGGCACGACAAGCAGCGAUAGAUCAGUCAGAGUACGCGAUGGAGGUCGGCCCCAAGAUCUUGAAUUACUUAGAAGAAUAUUUCAAUCUGCCUUUCCCCCUCCCGAAGAUAGACAUGGUUGCUUUAACCGACUUCUCUGCAAGAGGCAUGGAGAACUGGGGUCUCUUGACUUACAAAGAAACGUUCCUCCUGUACAACCGGGAAGUAUCAACCCUAGAUGCGAAGAUGGGUGUUACGGAGAUAAUAUCACACGAAUUGGCUCAUCAGUGGUUCGGUGAUCUUGUUACACCUGUAUGGUGGGACGACAUCUGGCUCAACGAGGGAUUUGCAUCCUACAUAAGUUUACUUGGAAUGAAUCAUGCACAGCCAACUUGGAAAAUAAUGGAAACAACCAUCAUAAAAAGACUCCAUGGUGUGUUCGGUCCUGACAGCCUGGAGUCCUCACACAAGAUCAGCAUUCCCGUUGGUCACCCAGACGAAAUCGCCGAAGUCUUUGAUGCCAUAUCCUAUCACAAAGGAGCAUCUAUCAUCCGAAUGAUGGCCCAUUACCUCACCGAGGGAGCGUUUAGGAAGGGCUUGAACAACUACCUAAACUUAUUCAAGUACAAGAAUGCCGUGCAAGAUAACUUAUGGACUUGCAUGACAAUGGUGGCCCACCAGGAUGGCAUUCUACCUCAGGACGUGACUGUGAAGAUGAUCAUGGACACGUGGACACUGCAGAUGGGCUACCCCGUCAUCAAGGUGAUAAGGAGCCCAGACGGAUUCUCUGCCAUUUUGACACAGGAACGGUUCCUCUUAGAAAGGAGCGCAAACUCUUCCGACACCACGGAUUACAAGUGGUGGGUGCCGCUGACUUACACGACCCAGAGUGAGGCCAACUUCAACCAGACUCAAGCCAGUCUAUGGAUGAAGGACUCUGAGUAUCACAUCACCGUCUCAUCCCUUCCCCCGAAGGACCAGUGGGUCAUCUUCAACCUGCAGGAGACGGGCUACUACAGAGUCAACUACGACGACCACAACUGGAAUCUUAUUAUCCAGCAGUUGAAGAAAGACCAUCGAGUUAUUUGCCCCAUCAACAGGGCGCAGAUAAUCGAUGACGCUAUGAACCUUGCUAAAGCAGGUCACCUCAGCUACAAGAUCGCCAUCGGUGUAUAUGCCUAUCUACGAAAUGAAGGUGAAUAUCUGCCUUGGGCUACAAGCGUCGACACACUCGGCUACAUAAAGAGGAUGUUCCAAAGUAAACCCGGAUUUGGCGCUCUUAAGAGCUACCUCCUGGAUUUAGUGUUACCGUUCUAUGAAGCUGUCGGGUUCGAUGACAAGAUAGAUGAUCCUUACUUAGAGCAAAAGAAGAGGAUGAUAGCUGUGAACUGGGCUUGCAAACUGGACCAGAAGGACUGUCUCGACAAAGUGCUCACCCUCUACAAGCAAUGGAUGGCAAAUCCAGACAACACAAGCCUUAUUUCACCAAACCUCAAAUGGACGGUGUACUGCAAUGCCAUAGAGGAGGGUGGGGAGGCCGAGUGGGACUUCGCGUGGGACCAAUACCUAAAGACCAACGUCGCCAGCGAGAAAACUCUCCUUCUCGCCGCUAUGGCCUGCACUAAAGAAGCUUGGAUCCUGUCUAGGUACCUUGAGAUGGCCAUUAACGACACCAGUGGCAUGAGACUACAAGAUGUAAAGGUUGUAUUAGAGUACGUCGGCACCAAUGACGAGGGACGCUCCUUGGUAUGGGACUACCUCACACGUAACUGGAACGAUAUCUACACGUUCAAGAAGAGGAGGAGAGGAGAAUUAAUGAAGAAAAUAACGGAAUCCUUCAAUACAAAACAAGAACUUGAAAAGGUCCAGUCCUUUGUGAGGAGUGGCGUGUCCUUGGAAGGGAACCAGAAGAACGUCCGGCAAGUCGAAGAGGCAGUUAGAAACAACGUCGCCUGGAUGGACGCCAACUAUGACGUCAUAGUCCAGUGGCUGGAGGAGAACGGCUACUCCGCGAAACUUAGGGUCGCUUAAUAUCAUCGUUCGUCGCCUUUCUUUACAUUUGUUUGAAGAUUAUCAGGCAUGUACACACACACACACACACACACACACACACACACACACACACACACACACACACACACACACACACACACACACACACACACACACACAUGCACACACACACACACACACACAUACACAAACACA